GUGCGCAGCUACAGGUGUAUCUAUUGGCUCUACUGCAACACCCCCGACAUGCCAGAAGCGCGAAGGGUGCUCGGCUUAUUUCUUCCGAUUUGCGAGCGGAUGAGGUGUCAACAUAUCCUGGCAAAGAAAAAAAAAGCUCCGAGAUAUCAUGUGAGGAUCUGAGAUCGAGUUCAGCUGCGAAGCGUUUCCAUAGACCGUCGGAACGGUGGUCGCUCAAGAAAACUGUGCGUGGGAAGAGGUGCUCAAGUAUUCAGGUAUCCCGCAAUCUGGCUCUUGCAAUAACUCCCAUUGUGUCUACGAAUCAGGAAGACUCGCAUCUUGGCAUCUCGUUCGGAAGUGUGACAGCUGCGGUUAAUCAAGCCCUGUAUUAAGUGUAACGGGUAUCCAGACCGGUCGAGAUCUCCACUGGUUUGCAGGGGGUCUGGUGGGCACGUACAGGAACCCAGAAUGUGGUAUUCGUCUGGCGCUGUCGAGGCACGCUCAGACCGUGCAUCUCGCGGCCCCCAUGAUCAUGUCGAUAUCAGGAACAAGGCCUCAUCGCAAGCGCAUUCUAGUGCACCGAUCGCACAAGUCUUGAAUGACUCAGUGUCUUCAUCUCAUACAUUCCAGUCUCCGUCUGGUCGUCAAACGCCACAACAUGCAGCCUUUGGUAUCAGGAAAGAUGGUCCAAUUUCAGGCCCUACGGCAAUUUCACCAGAUGCACGCAGACGAGACGAACACCACAACUCUGUUGGAUACUCUGGAGGCGAUGCUUCGUUGAUUCAGUUGCCAAAACCCCCACAGGUGCCACGAAAGACUGCGAAGAGGCCCAGAAUUCCGCCACUGCUGCAGGGUCUACAUCAGCCUCCUCCACUACCACCCAAGAAUAGAUUGUUUCCGCCCAUUACCAGCGACAGAAGUGGAAUUGUAAGCGAUGUCGGUGAUCGGUUCAAUCUUGGAAGUACCUUCCCCACGAGCGGCACUGAGGAGCUGGCCAAACCUCGAGUCCCGCAACGGAAGGGGAACGAAGUCGAAAGCAACCAUGUAGGACAAACAACAACCGCACUUAGCCAUAGAGAAGGACUUCAAGAGCAUGAAUGGAGUACUGAGUUUACGGCAGACUCUCUACCAGUGGCCCAGACUACGAGUAGAGUUCAGAGUAAAGUCAAGGCACCGCGAAAGCGGACCAGGUGGUCACAGAAAGAGACAGAAGACUUGCUCAUCGGAGUCAGCAGGUUCGGUAUCGGCAGAUGGAAACAGAUACUUGAGUGUACAGAGUUCCACUUUCAGGCGCGAACCGCAGUGGAUUUGAAGGAUCGAUUCCGAAUAUGCCGUCCUGGAGAAGGACUCAAAGCCAGGAAAGCAGCUAUACCGGAGGGGUCAACAACGGCAAAACCGACAGAGACUGGCGACCCAGUUAGCCACGCCAGCCUUGCGCCUAUCGAAGACGUAACAGUCCAUCCUGCCCCGCCCAUUCAGCGAACAACUUCCGAAGAGACAAACUUGAUCGACCAAGCUGCUACAAGCAAGCCAGAAAUCCACGGCCCAUUCCUCAAAAGUAAGCGUCGAGCGCGCCGUGAGUUCAGUGAUACGGACGACAAGAACCUACUCAAAGGCUUCAAGCGGCAUGGCGCUGUAUGGCACUCAAUGCGUGAUGACUUCGAAUUGGGUUUCGGUAUGCGCCAUCCUACGGACUUGCGCGACCGCUUUCGUAUCAGGUACCCGGAUCUCUUCGCCCAAGCUGGCUAUAAGCUGAAGCCCAAAGAGGAGCGCGCACUCAAAGAUCGGGCAGAAGUGAUCAAAGCACAAGGAGCGCGAGCAUCAAGACAUCCUACUACAACAACCGUUACGACGUCUGACAAGAAUGACAAGUUGACUGCUCAUACAUUGGUGACUAUUACGCCCAAUGUACCAUCCGUCACCACCCUCAUGCCGGUCGCUACAACGUCGCAAGCUGAAUCACUGCGGCCUACGUUCGACCCGAUCACCGAUCUCACGUUCGAUGAUGACGAGGGCGACCGAAGUCCUAUCGUCUUGAACCGCAACAUCCUACAGUGGGCCGACGAGAACUCUGCGGCUCUGCCUUCGACGACUGCAGUAUCAGCGAAUACCCAGGCGACCACUCAUGUGGCCAGCGAUCUGCUCUACAACCCAUUCACCGCAAGCGACGGUCUCCAUAUCAACCCUCUGGCCACGCUCAAAUUACCAUCCACAGCCCACUGGAGCUACAUGAAUCCUUCCACUGCAGCCCCGCCACCCUCGCUACCACCUCCUGGACCGUUGAAGCAUUCGCUACCUGCAAACAGUGCGAGCACGUCCACGUCCAGGGCACAGCACGAUAUGCGUACGCCAAACCUGCCGAACAUAGUCUUCCCAUACGUGCCGAAUGCCAGUGCUAGGAACGCUGUACAUAAUCUUCCUGCGCCUGCGGACAUACUGUCAUCGGGGCAGACGGGUACUUCAGACAACCACAUUUGGAUUGGGUAAUGCGUUUCGACGCUUCAAUGUCGAUGAUACCAAGCUGUCAAAAGUAGAAGAGAAGAAUAUGCUAGUCACAAACAAUGCAAAC
This is a messenger RNA of Macroventuria anomochaeta, 2548 nucleotides long. RefSeq lists its product as uncharacterized. Lineage: Eukaryota; Fungi; Ascomycota; Dothideomycetes; Pleosporales; Didymellaceae. The record is from RefSeq and is a predicted model, not a curated record. Bases 448 to 2466 code for a protein of 672 amino acids. The transcript has 2 exons.